GGAGCAGCUGAUGGAGCUGCUUUGUGCCGAUGAGAUCAGCAGUUUGUGUUUUGAGACGCGUCCAAAUUAAUCAUUCUUCGCUCGGCGCUGGAGUUAUGCUAAACACCAUGUGGAGGUUUCCAGUCCUCCCCAUUGGCUUAGGAGUCCCUCAGACCCCCCUAUAAAGCGAGGGUGAACCAUCCAGCAGUCCUUUCCCGCUGGCAGACCUUCUGGACUUGCAUCGACACUUUUGACGCGCGCCGGAGCGCACGGGGAGCGAGUAAACAAAUCACCACAGCGAGUUCCACAGCCAACAGAGAACCGGCAGCAGCAGCAGCGGGCAUGUGGCUGCUGGAGAGACUCCGGAGCUCAGUGGAGAGCAGCGGAAAACAAUCACACACCCACAGUACGACCGAGGCCCUUCCUGUUUCUGUCUACGCCAAUGUUCUCACUCCUGACAAGAUCCCUGAUUUCUUCAUCCCCCCAAAACUCAUCUGCUGCCCCCCAGAGGAGCCCUCAUCCCCGGAGCCUCAGCACUGCCCCCCGCUGCGAGUGUCCUCCUCCGAUCACUCCAUCUGCUGCCAGAGUCCACGAGCGCGUAGCAGUAAGAACCCCAGCAGCCCUCGCCUCUUCACUCGCUUGGGAGGUGAGGUGCGCAAUCUCCAGAAGCUAGCCAACCGUCACAUCAUUCAAAUCGAGAGCGCUGAUGAUCCAGGUGCGGGAUCGUCGGCGGGGUCUCAGGGUAAUAUCAACACCAACGCAGACCCUCAGUCACAGACAGCCAUGUCACUGCCUUACGUCCCCAAGGCCCAGACCUCCUACGGCUUCUCCACCCUGAUGGAGUCUCCUCACACCAGACGCAAGGAGAGUCUUUUCCAUAGCGACCCCGGCAGCCCCCUCACUUCCCCAAACUCCCAAAGGCGCUCCCAGGGGGGGACGUAUUUGGCACCGGCGGAUCGCAACCCAUACCGCUACUUCAGUGGUGGUGAGAGUGACACCUGCUCUUCAGCUGAGUCAUCACCUUUUAACUCUCCUCUGCUGUCACGUUCUGCAUCUCUUCUGCGUUCAAUCACCCAGGAGACGCGAGCCAAGGUGUCUCGUGCCAAGCGCACCCUGGCGCGCCACAGCUCUCUCUCCACGGAUGAGUGCAGCUCAACAGACAACAGCCCUAACAUGCAGCGCCGGCGCCUUCGUGGCCAUCAUUCACCGGCUUUCCAAGGGCGUAAAAGCGCGGCCGCGAGAGGCGCUGGGUCGGACCUCCAGCAGCGGGAGCACACUGUCAACCUCCACAAGGGUGGCACCCUCCGUCUGAGUACUCACUACGACCCAGAGGCUGCGCGACUGAGGGUCCGUGUGCUGUCCGCCGAGGCCUUGUAUGACCGGAAGACAGACGUUAAAAGCAUCAACUGCUGUGUGGCGUUGUACUUGAAGCCUGGCAAGAAGCAGAAGCAAAGGAGCACCAUCAUCAAGAAUAGUAGGAACCCGGUGUUUAAUGAGGACUUUUUCUUCGACUCACUGCCUCAGGCGAAAGUGAAGAAUCUGGCCAUGAAGAUAAAGGUGGUAAACAAAGGAACCAGCCUGAAGAGGGACGUGCUGCUGGGAGAGAGAGAGGUGCUGCUCAGCGAGCUGCUUGCGGGCCUAUAGGGAGACCCUAUCAAUACUCUGGUUCACGGCCCUCCACACGAUCAAAGACGCUGUUUCUGUGUUUUGAGCAAAUAACCGAAUGCCGCUUACGCACAAUAAAUGAGUCCCACAAAAUCCACACUGUUGUCUACAAUUUAGAUGUGGCAAAUGUAGUGUUGACGCAUGGUGACAAAAGUAGUUGUACUUAUUCAGUUUGAAAACGCGCAGCCCCCUGGAAUGAACAAACCGCUGCUAUCUGUCCCAAAGUUCACCGUCAUGCAUGACCAACUUCGAACAAAGACAGGUCAUGACAGGCCUCUGAAAGUCAGGAAGAACACACGGUACAUCAGCUGACAAAAUGUUUGUCCACAGAGAGCACAAUUGUUUCAUAUCGAUGUGACUGUUGCCCACAUUUGUGAAUCUCUUGUGUGAGUAUUGAGCCUCAAAAGGUGUGAUCUAAUUCAAUGGGAGUUGUGCUGCAACACAUAGUCAUAUCUGCGGUGUUGACAAAAUGAGUCGUUUUGGUGGUUAAAGUCUUUCUCAAAUUAUGUCAAACAAUGUACUAACUAGACAUCAGACUAUGGUGUUGUGUUCAUGGAACUGCUGUGACGUGACCUGAAAGUUGUCAAUAAA
Molecule: messenger RNA, 2235 nt
Organism: Synchiropus splendidus (mandarinfish)
Lineage: Eukaryota; Metazoa; Chordata; Actinopteri; Syngnathiformes; Callionymidae
Product: C2 calcium-dependent domain-containing protein 4C-like
Exons: 3
Coding region: 322-1623 (433 amino acids)
Source: RefSeq, a predicted model, not a curated record